UCGAGAAGACACUUUUGUUUAGGAACAGAUUGUGAUAAUACCCAGGUCUCAGAAGCAGACUCCUAUUCCCGUCCAGCAACCAUGCAUCAGCUUACAUUUUUUUGUUUUGUGCUUGCCAGCUUUUCCUCUCCUCUAAUGUCACAUCCAAUAAUUGACUCUAGUGAGGUCUCAUAUCAAUUGCCAGACUCAAAGUUGGACUUUGGAGAAUUAAAUAAUUUCGAUCAGACAUAUUUACUGCAGAAUCUCCCAGCAUUUCUAGGCAAGCAUCGUUUGGGGGAAGAUAGAGAUGAUUUUUUCAGUAGAGAAGGACUCAGUCUAGGUACUUACAACAUGGAAGACAGCAUGAAAGAGAGUUUGUUUGGCAAGCACCCAAGGAUAUCAUUGUUGAACCGUCUGCAAACAAAAGACAAAAAGCAGUAUAAGAAACGGGGCAGUUUGUCAGAAUGCUUCUGGAAAUACUGUGUCUGAAAUUAAGGACAAGGAGAUAUUCUGCUUAUGUCUACAAAACUUGAUUUGCCCCGGAAAGCUGUAUAAAUUGACGCCUGGUUUAAACCACCUGAGUAAACUGUAAAGCGAGGAAUGUGUAGGCUAGAAUAAUUAAGUAUAUAUUAUUUUUCAUUUUGAAAUUAAUAAAUAUUUUAUGUAUUGCAAAUAGUUGGUA
Pelobates fuscus (common spadefoot toad) is the source of this 661-nucleotide messenger RNA. It is a transcript of the gene UTS2, whose product is annotated as urotensin 2. The coding region runs from base 82 to 468 and encodes 128 amino acids. Gene Ontology annotation, molecular function: hormone activity. NCBI's taxonomy places the organism in Eukaryota, Metazoa, Chordata, Amphibia, Anura, Pelobatidae. The transcript has 4 exons. Gene Ontology annotation, biological process: regulation of blood pressure; blood vessel diameter maintenance. Gene Ontology annotation, cellular component: extracellular region. The record is from RefSeq and is a predicted model, not a curated record.